AUGGCAAGGCCGUUGCUGGACGAGCAAGUUCAUUACAAUGAAGGAAGGCCGAUAGCUGAUCCAAGUGGUGAUGGCGAUGGCAAAACAGGAGAUGAUGAUGAUGGGUAGGGUCUUUUGUUCAAAAUUGUUUAGUUUAAUCUCAGGCUAAAAAGCUUAAGGUUUUGUAGAGUUGGGCUUAGAAGUUUUAGGCACGGUAGGCUUAGGCUCACUAAGCUCAGGUUUGGUCGGCUAUAGUUUUGUAGGCUUAGGCUUAACCUUGACUCGUCGUAGAAAAAUAAAGUCAAAACCCCAGCACUCGCAGUAAUUUGGUGGGUCGUUUUACAUCGAGGCAGAUAUGACAUAAAACCAUAAAAUUACUUCAGAAAAAGUUGCGCAACACGAUUUCUGACAAUUUCUCUGAGGCUAUACAGUUAUAUAACUGAUAUUAGGUAAUGUCGCAAAAUUUUCCUUUAUUUUUGUUCUUUAAUGCAAAGUUGCAAUUUAUGCGUUGAGGUCUGAACCUACAAUAAUAUAAAUUUAAGCUAACGAUCUAAAUUAGGCUUAGGUUUAUUAAGCUUAGGCUUAGCAGACUUAGGCUUGGUAGGCUUAGGCUUAGUAGGCUUAGGCUUAUUAAACUUAGGCUUGGUAGGCUUAGACUUAGCAGACUUAGGCUUAGUAAACUUAGGCUUAGUAGGAAUAGGCUUAGUAGGCUUAGGCUUAGUAGGCUUAGGCUUAGUAAACUUAGGCUUAGUAAGAAUAGGCUUAGUAGGCUUAGGCUUAGUAGGCUUAGGCUUAGUAAACUUAGGCUUAGUAGGAAUAGGUUUAGUAGGCUUAGGCUUAGUAGGCUUAGGCUUAGUAAACUUAGGCUUAGUAGGAAUAGGCUUAGUAGGCUUAGGCUUAGUAAACUUAGGCUUAGUAGGAAUAGGCUUAGUAGGCUUAGGCUUAGUAGGCUUAGGCUUAGUAAACUUUGGCUUAGUAGGAAUAGGCUUAGUAGGCUUAGGCUUAGUAGGCUUAGACUUAUUAAACUUAGGCUUAGUAGGCAUAGGCUUAGUAGGCUUAGGCUUAGUAAACUUAGGCUUAGUAGGCUGAGGCUUAGUGGACCUAAGUUUAGUAAGCUUAAGCUUAGUAGGCUUAGGCUUAAGCUUAGUAAACGUAGGCUUAGUAGGAAUAGGCUUAAUAGGCUUAGGCUUAGUAGGCUUAAGCUUUUUAAACUUAGAAUUUGUAGGGUUAGGCUUAGUAGGCGUAGACUUAGUAGGCCUAAGUUUAGUAAGCUUAAGCUUACUAGGCUUAGGCUUUGUAGACUUAGGUUCUAGUAGUUUUAGGCUUAUUAAGCUUAGAUGAGCAGUUUUUUAAAAGCGUUAGCCCUGUUCAUGUUAGGCUUAAAUUCGGUUUGCUUGACUUAAGUUGAGGCAUAAUUGCUUUAGGCUUAGUAACCUUGCGUUUAGCUGAAUGAGGCUCAGUAAGCUUAUGUUUAAUAGCCUUUUUUAAUGUAAAAUACGCUGGGGCGAGUUUAAAAUUCAAAAAAAAAUUGUAUGUAUUUUAGUGACAGUAUAUCCAGCGAUGAAGAAGCCGAAGGCAUUCGAGAAAGUAAACAUGAGUUCUUCUCUCGACAUUUGCAUAAUAUGAUACAUUUUCUGGUCGAGGACUGGUUCAUCUCGGCUAUGUUAGGCUUCAUAACAGCUAUUUUGUCAAUUGCUGUGGAUAUGUCAUACGAGUACCUUAAUCAUUGUAAGUUUAAAAUGGCGAAAACUUUCUUUACAAGACAUAAAAUGGCAAGAACUUUUUUUACAAAACAUAAGUAGCAAAAACUUUCUUUACAAAUCCAAAAGUUGCAAGAAUUUUCUUUACAAAACAUAAAUAGCAAAAACUUUCAUUAGCAACCAAAAAUAGCAAGAACUUUCUUUACAAAACAAGAAAUGGCAAGAACUUUCUUUACAAAACAUAAAUAGCAAAAACUUUCUUUACAAAUCAAAAAAUGGAUAGAAUUUUCUUUACAAAACAAAUAAUGGCAAAAACUUUCUUUACAAAACAAAACAUGGCAAGAACUUUCUUUACAAUAACUUUUUACAGACAAAGUAAUCGUAUACGACCAAGCAAUGAAAGUCGACCACAUAGUUGGCUUCACGGCAUGGGUAAUGUACAUAGUGGCAUUUGUGGGUCUCGGCGCGAUUGUUUGCAAGUACAUUUCGAAACAUGCGAUUGGAAGUGGCAUUCCUGAAGUCAAGGUCAUUAUGAAUGGCUUCAUGCUUCAGAACUACCUCACGUUCAGAACGUUGGUGGCUAAAGUGGCAGGCCUGGUACUAACGCUGGGAAGUGGACUACCUGUGGGCAAGGAAGGACCAUUUGUGCAUAUGGGGGCUAUUGUAGCCACGUUGUUGGCUAAAGCUACUAGACCGUUCCAGCAAAGCGCGUUUUACUCGAACGAAGGCAGAGAUGUGGAGAUAUUGAGCAGUGGAUGUGCUGUGGUAAGGGGGGGGGGUAUGGUAUUGGAGGUUAGAGUAAAAAGAGUGCUAUAUAUAUACUCUGUAUAUUAUAGAUGAUUAAGGUAAGCUACAGUAUAGUAAGACGAAAAUAAGGCUUAAACAAGCUAAGGAACCGUAAGCUUAAAGUAGGAUAGCACAAGGGUAGGGUAGAUCAAGCGUAGGCCAUUAGUAAAGUAAGAUAGGCAGGCCAAGGGCAAGUUAGGUGAAGGAUAAGGUAGGCCAAGAGUAGAGCGUGCCUAAGAUAAGCCAAGACAUAAACAGGGGGGUUCUAAGACAGGUUAAGCUAAAGAUAAAGCAGACCAAAAAUAAGGUAGGCCAAAAAUAGGGCAGGCUAAAGUUAGGGCACGACAUUAUCUUAAGCCAAGUGUAGGGUAGGGUAGGGGUAAAAAAGCUCAAGGGUAGAUUUGGCUAGGCUAAAGCUAGAGCAAGCGGGAUGCGUAGGGAGGGUCAAAAACAGGGCUUUAAGCAAGGGCUAGGGCUCUGGGCUCUGGGCUAGGGUUAAGACAGAAUAAAAAAAUUUUUAAUUUUGUUUUUUAGGGUAUUGCUUGCACCUUCUCAGCGCCAGCUGGUGCAGUACUAUAUGGAAUCGAGUCGACUCACAAAUAUUUUGCUGUAAAAUCAUAUUGGCGAUCUUUUUUUGCCACGACUUGUUCAGCAUUACUAUUUCGAUUUGUGAAUUAUGCUAUUAUUCCGAAGGACAUUGCUGGUGCUAUCACUGCUUAUUACCAAACCAGCUUUCCGAAUGAAGUGUUUGUGGUCGAAGAGAUACCUAUUUUUGCUUUUAUUGGGUAUGUUUUGGCUUUUUUGAGUUUUUUAAAGCUUUUUAAAAUUGUUUAAAUUUUUUUUAUUUGAAUUUUUUUAAAAUUCGAAAAAAAAAUUAUUUUUUAUUUUUCUCAAUUUUUUUAAAAUUUUAGAAUUUGUUGUUUAAAACGUAUUUACUGGUUUUUUUAACUUUUAAAUUAAAAAAAAAAAUUUAAAGCCAUUUUUAAUAUUUUUUUAAUUUUAGAAUCUUAAGUGGCCUACUUGGAGCAGUAUUCUUGAUUCUACAUGGCUGGAUCUCUAAAUUUAUUCGAAAAAAUCGAAUUUUUCUGAAAGUUUUUGGUAAAGAGUAAGUUGUAAACAAAGUUCUUUCUGUUUUUUAUUUUGUAGAGAAAAUUCUUGAAAUUUUUUACUUUGUCAAAAAUGUUUUUGUCAUUUUUUGUUUUGUAAAGAAAGUUCUUGCUAUUUUUUAGUUUGUAAAGAAAGUUCUUGCGCUUUCAAAUCAAUAUUUUUUAUUUUUAGUGGAUUUGCCUUCACAAUAUUUAUGGCAUUUGUAGUCGGUAUCAUCACCUUCCCAGCUGGAGUAGGUAGCUAUGUUCAUGGUCGUUACAAUUUCCGUGAGACCUUGAGUGAUUUAAUUUCCAAUUGUACCAUGACACUGUAUGAUACUGACACGAAUCGUGGGUGCAGCAAAGCCAUGGUAUUUAGAUGGACGGCUGA
Molecule: messenger RNA, 3941 nt
Organism: Bursaphelenchus okinawaensis
Lineage: Eukaryota; Metazoa; Nematoda; Chromadorea; Rhabditida; Aphelenchoididae
Source: the annotation of a GenBank genome assembly